AUGAAUAUUCAUAAUUCACCAUUACAUCAUGUACUAAUUCCAAAUUCAAAUAAAAUCAAUAAAAAACGACAAGAAUUUUGGAAUGGUACACUUUUAGAUAAUUAUAAUUUUCUUAUGUCUGAAGAACUUAUUUGUCAUUGUAAAAGUUCUUUGGAAGAACCAUUUUAUUCAUUAAAUGAUCUUACUGUUCAUCAUGUAUCUUAUAAUGAAUUUGAAAAACAAUAUGUUGAAUUGUCCGAUUGGUGUGAAAAAAUAUCUGAUGUAAUUAAAAAAAUUUCAUCAAAUACUUUAACUUGUUAUCUACGACAAAAAUCUUACGAAGAAUUAUAUGAACAAGGUUUAAUGCGUUUACGAAUGUUUAAUCAAUAUUCAAAUAAAUUAAUUGAACGUUUUCCAGAUUUAAAUAUUGUUAUACAAACUAAAAAGGAAAUAAUUUAUAAAAUAUGGAAUGAACUUGAAUCACGUUUCAUUAGUUAUUUAGAUGAAGAUUUUGAUCGAAUUAUUCAAGGUUUAUUUUAUUGA
Messenger RNA from Rotaria sordida, 522 nucleotides. NCBI's taxonomy places the organism in Eukaryota, Metazoa, Rotifera, Eurotatoria, Philodinida, Philodinidae. The record is from the annotation of a GenBank genome assembly.